AUUCAGAGAAAUAUGCAUUUCCAUAAUAUUACCUUUGAACUAAUGAAGUGGAAAUACAGAUGAAAACAGUCUGGAGGAAGCUUGAAGUACAAUACUGUUUCAUUCAGUUUCCUAAUUCUGAGGUAAGGAAACGAAGUUGGAAAAGUUACAAAAGCAUUCUGGUAGUCAAGCAUCAAAUCUUGUAUUAGACUUCACUGAACAGACUAAACGUUUGUCAAGGAGAAGGGCCAGUUGCCUUGCACAGGAAGGAUUAAAAGUGAACAAUGACACGAUUGCGAGUUUAUGAGCGAUUGCUUGGAGCCUACCUGCUUGUCAUUCUCCAUGUUCAAGGGAAAAAUCCAGACAGCAUGCUUCAUGGCACAGGAAUGAAGACAAAUCCUGACCAAAAGAAACAAACAAAUGGAGUAACAUUGGCUCCAGAAGACACCUUACCUUUUCUUAAGUGCUACUGCUCAGGACAUUGUCCAGAUGAUGCUAUUAAUAACACAUGCAUAACUAAUGGGCAUUGCUUUGCUAUCAUUGAGGAAGAUGAACAUGGAGAACCCACACUUGCUUCUGGCUGCAUGAAGUAUGAAGGUUCAGACUUCCAGUGCAAGGACUCGCCUAAAGCGCAGUUACGCCGAACAAUUGAGUGCUGUCGGACUGAUUUCUGCAAUCAGGAUUUACAACCAACGUUACCACCACUUGAUAGUACAGAUGGACUUUUUGAUGGCAGCAUUCGUUGGAUGGCAGUCUUGAUUUCCAUGGCAGUCUGCAUAAUUGUCAUGAUCAUCUUAUUUAGCUGCUUUUGUUACAAGCAUUACUGUAAGUCAAUGGCAAAGAGGCACUGUUAUAAUCGUGACCUAGAGCAAGAUGAAGCAUUUAUUCCAGCUGGGGAGUCAUUAAAAGACCUUAUUGACCAGUCACAGAGUUCUGGGAGUGGAUCAGGACUACCGUUGUUGGUUCAGCGCACUAUUGCCAAACAAAUUCAGAUGGUGAGGCAAGUUGGAAAAGGACGAUAUGGUGAAGUGUGGAUGGGCAAAUGGAGGGGUGAAAAAGUUGCAGUUAAAGUGUUUUUCACCACAGAAGAAGCCAGUUGGUUCAGAGAAACAGAGAUUUAUCAAACUGUGUUAAUGCGCCAUGAAAACAUCCUGGGUUUCAUAGCUGCAGAUAUUAAAGGUACUGGCUCCUGGACGCAGCUUUACUUAAUUACAGAUUAUCAUGAAAACGGAUCUUUGUAUGAUUUUCUGAAAUGCACGACACUAGACAACAGGGCUCUUCUCAAACUGGCGUAUUCUGCUGCUUGUGGUCUGUGCCAUCUGCAUACAGAGAUUUAUGGGACACAAGGCAAGCCUGCUAUUGCACACAGGGACCUGAAGAGUAAAAACAUCUUGAUAAAGAAAAAUGGAACUUGCUGCAUCGCUGACUUGGGUCUCGCAGUCAAGUUUAACAGUGACACAAACGAAGUUGAUGUUCCCUUGAAUACAAGAGUGGGAACAAAACGUUACAUGGCUCCAGAGGUCCUAGAUGAAAGCUUGAAUAAAAAUCAUUUCCAACCAUACAUCAUGGCUGAUAUCUACAGUUUUGGGCUGAUCAUUUGGGAAAUGGCUCGGCGCUGUGUCACAGGAGGUAUUGUUGAAGAGUAUCAGUUGCCAUAUUAUGACAUGGUGCCAAGUGAUCCGUCCUAUGAGGACAUGAGAGAAGUGGUGUGUGUCAAACGCCUUCGCCCGGUUGUAUCAAACAGGUGGAAUAGUGAUGAAUGUUUAAGAGCAAUAUUGAAGUUGAUGUCUGAAUGCUGGGCUCACAAUCCUGCUUCAAGGCUCACUGCCUUGAGGAUCAAGAAGACUCUUGCCAAGAUGGUGGAAUCACAAGAUGUAAAGAUUUGACAUAGUAACAUGAAAUUGGAGAGCAAAGCUGGACUCCUAGAUCUUUUCACUCAAACAUGGGUGAGACCUAUGUGGAAAGAGGAAAUAACUGAGAUUCAGUGUAUUUUCUCAGCACACUUCUACAGGCUGCUAAUCAAAUCUUUCAGUACUUCAUAGACUGUGAUACUGAGAGCUUAUACACACUACAUGCUUUGAAUAUGGACAGCCUUGAUAAAGUACACAUUUUGUUUUUGUUUGAGCUGCAUUGAGACUUCAGUCAUAUUUAGUGAGUCUC
This is a messenger RNA of Chaetura pelagica (chimney swift), 2139 nucleotides long. It is a transcript of the gene BMPR1A, whose product is annotated as bone morphogenetic protein receptor, type IA. Gene Ontology annotation, molecular function: transforming growth factor beta receptor activity, type I; ATP binding; SMAD binding. NCBI's taxonomy places the organism in Eukaryota, Metazoa, Chordata, Aves, Apodiformes, Apodidae. The record is from RefSeq and is a predicted model, not a curated record. The transcript is spliced from 12 exons. The coding region runs from base 264 to 1865 and encodes 533 amino acids. Gene Ontology annotation, biological process: BMP signaling pathway; protein phosphorylation; cellular response to growth factor stimulus. Gene Ontology annotation, cellular component: signaling receptor complex; plasma membrane.